Molecule: messenger RNA, 2072 nt
Organism: Lycium barbarum (goji berry)
Lineage: Eukaryota; Viridiplantae; Streptophyta; Magnoliopsida; Solanales; Solanaceae
Product: probable indole-3-acetic acid-amido synthetase GH3.1
Exons: 4
Coding region: 57-1853 (598 amino acids)
Cellular component (GO): cytoplasm
Molecular function (GO): acid-amino acid ligase activity
Source: RefSeq, a predicted model, not a curated record
UUAACAUUUAACAAUCUCUUCAAAUUUUCUGUUUUCGAUUUUCUCUCAUAAUAGCCAUGCAUAGUCGUGUUACAUCUCAUCUUGGCAUUCCAGCAUGUGAGAAGGAUGCUAAGGCCCUUCAGUUCAUAGAGGAGAUGACUAGAAAUGUUGAUUCAGUCCAAGAGAAAGUCUUGGCUGAAAUACUGAGCCAAAAUGCUAACACUGAGUACCUUCAAAGAUUCAAAGUUGGUGGUGCUACUGACCGUGACACAUUCAAGUCCAAAGUGCCAGUUGUCACGUAUGAGGAAAUUCAACCUGAUAUUCAACGUAUCGCCAAUGGUGAUCGUUCUCCAAUUUUCUCAUCUCAUCCCAUCUCCGAGUUCCUCACCAGUUCUGGAACAUCUGCUGGUGAGAGAAAGUUGAUGCCCACAAUUCAAGAGGAGCUAGACCGGAGACAGUUAUUGUACAGCCUUCUCAUGCCCGUGAUGAACCUGUAUGUGCCUGGUCUGGACAAAGGCAAGGGCUUGUACUUCCUAUUUAUAAAAGCAGAAACCAAGACACCCAGUGGGCUACUAGCACGACCAGUCCUAACAAGUUAUUACAAAAGUGACCACUUCAAGACAAGGCCAUACGAUCCUUACAAUGUGUAUACUAGCCCAAACGAGACUGUUCUCUGUGUCGAUUCUUUCCAGAGCAUGUACUCUCAAAUGCUUUGUGGCCUUCUUAUGCGAGAACAAGUUCUUCGACUAGGAGCAGUUUUUGCCUCUGGUCUACUUCGAGCCAUUCAUUUUCUUCAACUCAAUUGGCAGCAACUUGCUAAGGAUAUCGCGACUGGGAUAUUAAAUCCCAGAGUUUCUGACCCUUCAAUCAGGGAAUGCAUGUCCAAAAUACUUAAACCAAAUCCUGAAAUUGCGGAAUUCAUUAUCAAGGAAUGUGAAGGCCAGAAUUGGGAAGGGAUCAUUACUAGAAUUUGGCCAAAUACAAAGUACUUGGAUGUGAUUGUAACAGGUGCGAUGGCUCAGUACAUCCCUACACUAGAUUAUUACAGUGGUGGCUUACCAAAGGCGUGUACUAUGUAUGCAUCAUCCGAGUGUUAUUUUGGCCUUAAUUUGAACCCAAUGUGCAAGCCAUCUGAAGUAUGUUACACCAUAAUGCCCAAUAUGUGCUACUUCGAAUUUAUCGUACAUGACCCAACCAAUCCUGCAACGAUCUCUCGUGACUCACCACCCUGUCUCGUGGACCUGGCUGAUGUAGAAGUGGGAAAAGAAUACGAGCUCGUGAUCACAACCUAUACUGGAUUAUGUCGUUACAGAGUCGGUGACAUACUCCUGGUCACUGGAUUUCACAACUCGGCCCCUCAGUUUAAAUUCAUAAGGAGGAAGAAUGUGCUAUUGAGCAUUGAUUCGGACAAAACUGACGAGGCUGAGUUACAAAACGCGGUUGAGAAUGCUGCUGCAAUUUUGCAAUCGUACGAUACUAGUGUGGUCGAAUACACUAGCUAUGCUGACACUAAAACAAUUCCAGGACAUUAUGUUAUUUAUUGCGAAUUACUUAUAAAGGACCCAACCAACUCACCUAGUCACGAGGUUUUGAGCCAAUGUUGCUUGGCUAUGGAAGAAUCGUUGAACUCGGUUUAUCGACAGUGCCGAGUUGCAGACAAUUCAAUUGGACCACUUGAAAUUAGAGUAGUGGAAAAGGGUACAUUUGAAGAGUUAAUGGACUAUGCAAUUUCGAGGGGUGCAUCUAUAAAUCAGUACAAGGCUCCUAGGUGUGUCAAUUUUACACCUAUAGUGGAACUAUUAGACUCCAGGGUAAUUUCAGCGCACUUUAGUCCAGCUGCUCCUCACUGGACCCCAGAAAAACGACGUGUGUAAGUCUGAUAGUGAAGUCAAUUCAAGUCAUCAAGAGUAGAGUUAAACAAAACAUACGAGUAUUCUUUUUUUCUUUUCUUUUGCAUCUGUCUGUAAUAGUGUUAAACGUUCAACGUAGAUAUUAAUUAGUCUUUGCUAAUGGAAAGUGUCUUUUAGUCACUUGUAUAUCCUUCUAUUGUCUUCAUUGGUUUGAAAUAUAUUGAAAUCAUGUGUUUUCUUCCC